AUGGCACCAUGUGGCUCAAUUGAUGGAGGUAGAUUUCUGAGGGACGCUGCAGGGUCACAAGCAAUGAAGGAAAAAGGUCCGACAACUCUGGCCAUAUGCUUGAUGGUGUUAAUAUUCGUCUUCCUUCUUGAUAUCACUUUCAAAAUCUCCAUAUCAUCAGUAACAUAUUCAAAAAGGACUGAAGAUAAGACUAUCAGCGAACAAAACCUUUCAAAGCAAAGAUCAAAGGUCACUGAGCCAAUCAAAUGUGAUCGUUCUCAUUAUGAGUACGAUGUAUGCUAUCUCAACCGUUCAACUGUCUUGGAUCCAACAACAGCAACAUUAUCUGCAGUGGACCCCACAAAUUCAACCCCACGGCAAUUGGAAAAGAUCCGUCCUUACCCUCGUAAAUGGCAAAAUCAAGUGAUGUCCCUCAUCAGGGAGCUUACCCUCACCACAGCCCCACCCAACACUUCCUGUGCAAUUAUACACCGUAUCCCUGCCUUAGUAUUCAGUGCGGGUGGGUACACUGGAAAUUUUCUGCAUGAUUUUAACGACGGAUUCAUUCCUCUCUUUCUUACUGUCAAUUCACUGCUCCCCAACCAGGAAAUCAUCCUUGUGGAAAUCAUCCUUGUGGUUGUCAACUGCAACGAAGGGUGGCUGCUUAAGUAUGCCAAGCUACUUCAUCGCUUCACCAGCCAUCCAAUCAUCAACCUUGAUGAUGAAACAAUCACACAUUGCUUCCCAUCAGCAACUGUUGGUCUCAUAUCACAUGGUCCCAUGACUGUGAACCCCACAUUACUACCUGGUCCCCACUCAAAGUCCAUCCUAGAUUUCCGUGCACUCCUGGCUACUACAUACAGCCAAAGUCAUGAAUUACCAUCCAAGCAACUCAAAGCUCGGCCACAGCUGGUAAUGGUUAGCCGUGAAAGCAACCGCAGGAUACUAAACCAAGACGAUGUCCAGGAAGCAGCAGAGGACGUGGGGUUUGAUGUGGUUAUUUUUGAGCCAACACAUAAGACCCCUUUGCAUGAAGCUUUUAGGCUCAUUGAUGCUAGCCAUGCAAUGAUGGGGGUGCAUGGUGCAGGACUGACACAUGAGUUGUUCCUCCGUCCUGGGGCAGUGUUCAUGCAGGUGGUACCGAUUGGAUUUGACUGGUUAGCAGAAAUAUGUUUUGGAAAGCUCGCAAUUAGUUUGGGAUUAGAGUAUAUAGAGUAUGACAUUGAAGCACAGGAGAGCAGCCUGAUGGAUAAAUAUGCAAGAGAUAGCUUGGAGUUAAGUAACCCAGGAGCCAUUCUAAAUGGAAAUUGGUCUAAGAUGGGUACAUAUCUGACCCAAGAUGUCAAACUAGACUUAGUCAGGACCAGAAAAUACUUGGAGAAGGCUUAUAAGAAAGCUAGGAAAUUCAUGCUCAGGGAAAGUUUGUAUGUGGAAUGA
This is a messenger RNA of Ilex paraguariensis (yerba mate), 1416 nucleotides long. The record is from the annotation of a GenBank genome assembly. Lineage: Eukaryota; Viridiplantae; Streptophyta; Magnoliopsida; Aquifoliales; Aquifoliaceae.